This is a messenger RNA of Lytechinus variegatus (green sea urchin), 1178 nucleotides long. RefSeq names its product muscarinic acetylcholine receptor M3-like. The transcript is spliced from 2 exons. The record is from RefSeq and is a predicted model, not a curated record. Gene Ontology annotation, cellular component: membrane. Gene Ontology annotation, biological process: adenylate cyclase-activating adrenergic receptor signaling pathway. Gene Ontology annotation, molecular function: dopamine neurotransmitter receptor activity, coupled via Gi/Go; G protein-coupled receptor activity. Lineage: Eukaryota; Metazoa; Echinodermata; Echinoidea; Temnopleuroida; Toxopneustidae. Bases 26 to 1048 code for a protein of 340 amino acids.
CCAACAAUCUCCAUUUAUUCCUGACAUGCAAGAGGAAGUGGGCUUUGCAAGCAUGGCAAGUGUUGGCCGCACCGUUUUGAUAAGUGCCUUUGCGGCUAUUAUCAUCGCAUCUAACAUGGUCAUGAUCGUAGCAUACGCCAUCGAGAAACGUCUCCAGACAUACAACAAUUCCUUCAUUCUCAAUCUCAUCAUCAGCGAUUUGAUGGUUGGACUCUCCCUUAUCACCACUCUUGUUACAAAGUGUUACGUCCAAACACCAGUGUGUAGGAUCUUCUUGUGCAUCGGUAAGGGUUUAGUCGGCGUUUCUGUGAUCACCAUCGUCGUCAUCUGCGUUGAUAGGCAUCAAGCAACGUACCAUCCGAUCAAGCACUUCUUGGGCAGAAGCAAAACCAGGGCGUGUAUCCUCAAUGCGAUACCUUGGGUUGUCGCAUUCACUUUCUGGCUCUUAGUUGCCCUUUUCGGGCCCCGUUUCGACGCAUCAGCCCCUGCCAGGAUGGCCUCACAGCAGAUAUCAGUUUUUCUGAAUCUUCUACCACUGGUUGUCAUUGCUGUUCUUUACACCAGAAUCCUGUACAAGAUAAAGAACUCACUUGGGGCACAACGUCUUAACGAUAAAUUCGAUACGAAGCCCAAUAAUUCAGGAUCAGGGAUUGAUCCUGAGACAGAGUCACCAGAAAACUCUGGUUCAGUUCUACAAUCCCAUGGUGAAUCAGAGAUGGCGAAGGAUGACCGUGAUAUUGACCGGCCGGAAAAGGAAGGAAAGGCAAUCCGGAAGAAGAAAAAUCGUGAAUCUGAUGCUUCUGCUCGCAAAGCAACUCGCUUUGUUUCCUUUAUCAUCAUUUCGCUUUUGAUCUCGUGGAUGUCCCACACCGCCCUCUUCGUCGUCAUUGCAGUUGGUCUGAGUAAGGUCCCUGUGGCCGUUGGUGCAUUAAUCUGGACGCUUUCCUACAUCAACAGUGUCCUGAACCCGAUAAGCUAUGCUGCCGCACAGCCGCUCUUUCGCCGAACCGUGGCGGGAAUGAUCUGCAAUCCAAAGCAUUACUGUUGAUUUAACAUUCAACAUUGGUUGCGUAUAAUGAGCCCUAAUUUAUGAUGGGCCCAGGCUUAGCUUAUGUGACAAAGUCUUUGACCUUUUCAAUACAUGCAAGUUUGUUAAUUGUGAUAGAUGUUUAAGUAUU